GUUAGCAUUGGCAGGUUUCUAAAUAUUAAAGUUUGUCUUACCUGGUAUCCCCCUUUCCUCCUGCUAGCAGGAAAACCAAAAAAAAAAAAAAACCAAAAAAAAAAAAUAUGGGAAAGCUUUUGGUGAAUGUUUUCCUAGUAACAUUCUUGUUUUUUCUAGGGAAUAAUGUAGAAGGCCUUGGGGUGAACUGGGGUGACAUCUCCUCCCACAAGUUGCCUCCUAAAGAUGUGGUCAAAAUGUUGCAAGAAAAUGGCAUUAAAAAAGUGAAGCUUUUCAAUAAUGAUGAGACCAUAUUAAAUGCCUUGGCUGGAACAGGAAUUGAGGUCAUGGUUGGCAUCUCUAAUCAACUCCUCAAGGAUUUGGUCAAUCCUGAUAUAGCAAAGAAAUGGGUAAAAGAAAAUGUCACUCGUUAUGAGCCAAAGUCUCCUAAAGGUGUUAAUAUCACACUUGUAGGUGUUGGUAAUGAGCCAUUCUUGAGAGAUUAUAAGGACACGCUGACAAAUGUGACAGGGCCAGCAUUAGAGAACAUCCAAAAUGCAUUGAAUGAUGCUGGACUUGGUGAUACCACUAAAGCAACUGUACCUCUAAAUGCAGACGUUUACUUGUCACCAAGCUGGAAUCCUGUUCCUUCUGCCGGAUUUUUCCGUGCUGACAUCGUCGAUCCACUUAACUACAUUCUUAAGGUCUUGGACAAGAACAAUGCUCCUUUCAUGGUCAACAUUUAUCCUUUUCUUAGUCUUUUCUAUGGAAAUGGUGCCUUCCCCUUCGAUUACGCCUUCUUUGAUGGUGUGAGCAAUCCUCUUAAGGACAAAGAUGGUGUUGAAUACACCAAUUGCUUUGAUGCCAAUCUUGACACUUGUGCAGCUGCUCUAGCUGGAGCAGGGUAUAGCAACAUGACUAUUACGGUGGGAGAAAUGGGAUGGCCUACAGAUGGAAACCCUUAUGCCAAUGUGACAUUAGCUGAAAAGUUUUACAAAGGAUUUGUAUCAUAUCUUUCCAAAGGAAAGGGUAGCCCACGUCGCCCUGGCUACAUUGAGGCCUACAUAUUUGCCUUAUUUGAUGAAGAUAGGAAGAGCACACUCCCAGGAAACUUUGAGACACAUUGGGGACUCUACUAUGAUGACGGCACACCAAAGUUCCCUCUAGAUCUUAAUGGGAAGAACAAGACUCUUGCGUCUGUACCAAAUGUGGAGAAACUCCCCAAAAAAUGGUGCGUGAUAAAGCCAGAUGUUAAGAAUUUUACAGCCCUUAUGUCAUAUGCUUGUGACCGUGCAGAUUGUACACCCCUUACUAAUGGAUCAUCUUGCCAAGACCUUAGUGACGCUGCCAAGGCUUCAUAUGCAGUGAAUGCCUAUUUCCAAUCCCAGCAACAAAAAGAUGAGAGCUGUGAUUUUGAAGGAAAGGCAACAAUAACCACAAACGAUCCAUCUCAAGGAACUUGCAACUUCACCAUUGGCUUCAAGACACUUACUGCUCUUUCAACUUCUCCUUCCCCUCUGCCUUCUUCGGAUCACUCAUCAUCUUCAGAUGCCAAGGCUCCUUCCUCAUCAUCUGCUUCUCCUUCAUCUAAAAACUCUUUGGCCUUUGCUUCUUUGGGAGUCCUGUUUCUUGUUUCUCUAUUUUUCAUGUAGAUGAAUCAUAUAUUGUUAUUUAAUAAUUUGUGAUUCUUCCUUUCAUACCCUUUAGGAUUCUUGUUUUUGUGGAGAGUCGAAUAUUUAAAUGUAAUCUCGUUUGAAAUAAAAUGUGCGGAUCAGAAGGACGUUACUUGAGCUCCAUUAUAUUUGCAAGCA
Messenger RNA from Lycium barbarum (goji berry), 1790 nucleotides. RefSeq names its product glucan endo-1,3-beta-glucosidase 8-like. Gene Ontology annotation, molecular function: hydrolase activity, hydrolyzing O-glycosyl compounds. Gene Ontology annotation, biological process: carbohydrate metabolic process. The record is from RefSeq and is a predicted model, not a curated record. Gene Ontology annotation, cellular component: plasma membrane. NCBI's taxonomy places the organism in Eukaryota, Viridiplantae, Streptophyta, Magnoliopsida, Solanales, Solanaceae. The coding region runs from base 108 to 1631 and encodes 507 amino acids. The transcript is spliced from 2 exons.